Molecule: messenger RNA, 1920 nt
Organism: Acanthosepion pharaonis
Lineage: Eukaryota; Metazoa; Mollusca; Cephalopoda; Sepiida; Sepiidae
Source: the annotation of a GenBank genome assembly
AUGUCCUAUCUAUCUAUCUAUCUAUCUAUCUAUCUAUCUAUCUAUCUAUGGUGUGUCUUGCAUUGUUUCUUUCUCUCAGUGGUGUGUCUUGCAUUGUUUCUUUCUCUCAGUGGUGUGUCUUGCAUUGUUUCUUUCUCUCAGUGGUGUGUCUUGCAUUGUUUCUUUCUCUCAGUGGUGUGUCUUGCAUUGUUUCUUUCUCUCAGUGGUGUGUCUUGCAUUGUUUCUUUCUCUCAGUGGUGUGUCUUGCAUUGUUUCUUUCUCUCAGUGGUGUGUCUUGCAUCGUUUCUUUCUCUCAGUGGUGUGUCUUGCAUUGUUUCUUUCUCUCAGUGGUGUGUCUUGCAUCGUUUCUUUCUCUCAGUGGUGUGUCUUGCAUCGUUUCUUUUUCUCAGUGGUGUGUCUUGCAUUGUUUCUUUCUCACAGUGGUGUGUCUUGCAUUGUUUCUUUCUCUCAGUGGUGUGUCUUGCAUUGUUUCUUUCUCUCAGUGGUGUGUCUUGCAUCGUUUCUUUCUCUCAGUGGUGUGUCUUGCAUUGUUUCUUUCUCUCAGUGGUGUGUCUUGCAUCGUUUCUUUCUCUCAGUGGUGUGUCUUGCAUUGUUUCUUUCUCUCAGUGGUGUGUCUUGCAUUGUUUCUUUCUCUCAGUGGUGUGUCUUGCAUUGUUUCUUUCUCUCAGAGGUGUGUCUUGCAUUGUUUCUUUCUCUCAGUGGUGUGUCUUGCAUCGUUUCUUUCUCUCAGUGGUGUGUCUUGCAUUGUUUCUUUCUCUCAGUGGUGUGUCUUGCAUUGUUUCUUUCUCUCAGUGGUGUGUCUUGCAUCGUUUCUUUCUCUCAGUGGUGUGUCUUGCAUUGUUUCUUUCUCUCAGUGGUGUGUCUUGCAUCGUUUCUUUCUCUCAGUGGUGUGUCUUGCAUUGUUUCUUUCUCUCAGUGGUGUGUCUUGCAUUGUUUCUUUCUCUCAGUGGUGUGUCUUGCAUCGUUUCUUUCUCUCAGUGGUGUGUCUUGCAUUGUUUCUUUCUCUCAGUGGUGUGUCUUGCAUUGUUUCUUUCUCUCAGUGGUGUGUCUUGCAUUGUUUCUUUAUCUCAGUGGUGUGUCUUGCAUUGUUUAUUUCUCUUAUUGUUGUGUCUUGCAAUGUUUCUUUCUCUCAUUGUUGUGUCUUGCAAUGUUUCUUUCUCUCAUUGUUGUGUCUUGCAAUGUUUCUUUCUCUCAUUGUUGUCUCUUGCAAUGUUUCUUUCUCUCAGUGGUGUUUUCUGCAUUGUUUCUUUCUCUCAUUGUUGUGUCUUGCAAUGUUUCUUUCUCUCACUGUGGUGUCUUGCAAUUUUUCUUUCUCUCAGUGCGCCUAUCCAUCUUACACCUGUUACUCUUUCAUUCAUCUUCUUUCAACCUUUCUAUGCAACUCGGUCUCAUUUUCAGUUGAUAUUUUUUUUUUGUUCUCUGACGCUUUACUUCAAUUCAGGGCUUCCAUCCUUUCUUUCUCCCGCCUAUCUAUUUAUCAGCCAUUGCUGUCCUAACACUCUACAAAGUAGCAGAAAAUCUAUCUAUCUAUCUAUCUAUCUAUCUAUCUAUUAUAAUUUAAUAAUUUAUCUACCAAUGGAACCGUCGUUCAUUCUUUCUUUCAUCCACAAUAUCUAUCAUAAUUCUUUCGUUUUAAUUUCCUUAAACUAUCUCACCGGAGUGGGUGUUUAUAUAUCUAUCUCUGUCGAACGUCUCAUUCCAAAGCUUGCAAAGAAAGUGCAACAGAAUAUCUAUCUAUCUAUCUAUCUAUCUAUCUAUCUAUCUAUCUAUCUAUCUAUCUAUCUAUCUCACUUUGUUCGCUAUCUAUCUAUCUAUCUAUCUAGCUUGCUAGCUAUCUCAUUUUAUUCACUAUUCUAUUUACAUAACUCUUUUUCAUUUCUAUAUAUGUAUCUAUCUGCACUUAUAAUAAUCUAUCUAUAA